Molecule: messenger RNA, 442 nt
Organism: Choloepus didactylus (southern two-toed sloth)
Lineage: Eukaryota; Metazoa; Chordata; Mammalia; Pilosa; Megalonychidae
Product: synapsin-1-like
Exons: 3
Coding region: 32-442 (136 amino acids)
Source: RefSeq, a predicted model, not a curated record
GGCCAGGGAUGAUGGCGGGGGAACGAGCCUAAUGGAACAGCCGGGAACUGCACCUCCGCGAGAAACCCCUCUCCCGCCCGACCGUACAGGUGCGGUUGCCAAGGUACCCCGCGUGGCGGCCAGGGGCGGGGAGCGGGGUAAGCGCGACUCGCGAGAUUUGGAUUCGGCCAAUGGGAGGCGGGGGAGGGGAAGACGUGGCGCGGAGCUCGUGGGCGGGGACGGGGCGGGCUCCACCCCCUUUCCCCUCCCCUCCACCCGCCGUGCCGCCCCGCGGGGGCGCGCGCUUAGGAACGCGGGGCCCGGCCUUAUAAAGGGGGCAGGGCGAGGCGCGCGCUCCACUCCGCAGAGGACGCCUCCGCGGGCUGUGCCGUGCGCCUGCGCAGCGCGGGCAGCUCCCCGCCCCCGGCCCGGUUGCCCUCGCCGCCACCGCCGCUGCACCUAG